AUGAGCACCGAUCCUAAGCUGAACGACCUGCACAAGCAGCUGUUCGAUGCGGGGCUCGCUAUGCGACGCAGCGUCGUCGGCGAUGCCUACGUGGACCGCGCACUUGCCAAUGGCUCAACAGAAUUCUCGCGACCGGGCCAGGAGCUCGUGACUGAGUGGUGCUGGGGCUACGCAUGGACACGGCCGGGCUUGGAGAAGAAACAGCGCAGCUUGCUCAACAUUGGCAUGCUCAUGGCGCUCAACCGCGCCCCGGAGCUAGCGGUACAUGUCCGCGGGGCGCGCAACAAUGGGCUUACGGAAACAGAGAUCCGCGAGGCCAUUCUGCACUGCACGACAUACUGCGGCGUGCCUGCGGGAGUGGACGCGAUGAAGAUUGCAGAGCGGGUGCUGGACGAGAUGGCCGAGAAGGGCGAGAAGCCGCGCGAGCUGGGGAACAAGUCGGCAGCAGCUUGA
This is a messenger RNA of Thyridium curvatum, 453 nucleotides long. RefSeq lists its product as uncharacterized. Gene Ontology annotation, molecular function: peroxiredoxin activity. The coding region runs from base 1 to 453 and encodes 150 amino acids. Lineage: Eukaryota; Fungi; Ascomycota; Sordariomycetes; Thyridiales; Thyridiaceae. The record is from RefSeq and is a predicted model, not a curated record. The transcript has a single exon.